AUAUUCAUCGUGUUUAGCUGAAAUGUAGUCAAUUAUUCCGGUGCAAGGACUAACUCGUACAACGCACACACAAAUCAUUUAUGAGGAGAUUCAAACGUGACUUUAGCAGAGCUCUGCAGCCAUGUCCACUAACACUGAGGAGAGGAGCAGCUCUGCAGCCAGGUGCUUCGGACAGUACACGUACACAGCCGAGGAGCACCAGGCGGUGCACAAAGCUCUGCGACAGAAGCUGGGACCAGAGUUCAUCAGUACCAGAAUGGCCGGAGGAGGACAGAGGGUGUGCUAUAUUGAAGGGCAUCGUGUAAUCAGCCUGGCCAAUGAGAUGUUUGGUUACAACGGAUGGUCUCACUCCAUCUCUCAGCAGAAUGUCGACUUUGUGGACCUCAUGAACGGGAAGUUUUAUGUCGGAGUGAGUGCGUUUGUCAAAGUGCAGCUGAAGGACGGGUCGUAUCAUGAGGACGUUGGUUAUGGAGUCAGUGAAGGACUGAAGUCUAAAGCUCUGUCGCUUGAAAAGGCGAGAAAGGAGGCCGUCACGGACGGCAUGAAGAGAGCACUAAAGUGCUUCGGUAACGCUCUUGGAAACUGCAUCAUGGAUAAAGAAUACCUCCUCGCCAUUAACAAGAUCCCCAAACAGACUCCGGCUCCUCUGAACCCGGCCCAGACGAAGCGCUCUGAAGGGGAGCCGUCAGUAGAGAAGGCUCGGAUCUCCGGUCUGGUCCAGCAGGAAAAGCUCGUGUCUGUGGUGGGUCCUGGUAGGACGCCGCUGGAGCCCAGAGUCCUCAACCAGGACCAGAACUGUUCAGAAGUUCAUACCCCGAAUGCUGCUGUCCCCGCUGACAGGAGCGAGAACAUCCACUCCAGACCUGUCAUGGACUCAGUGGAUGCUGGUGGGUCUGAAGUGCACACGGACCCAAAACAGCUGAGAAAGCUCCGACAGCAGCAGCUUCAGCAGAAGUUCAGGAGAGAGAUGGAGGCUAAGAAGCUGCAGCAGAAAUCGGAUCAAGCCAAGUCUGAGGACACGGAGACUGCUCUCAGACGAGGGUCCAGCGGGAGUACGGGUCAUGAAGGUUUACCUGCGUUUAAAGACGGCGCCUCAGCUGGACACAGGGACCCCGACAGCAGGGACGAGCAUUUAGCAGAUGAUCUCGAGCUCUGGGAUUUCACUCUGGAUGGGACUGAGGUGCUGGAUGUCCCCGCAGGUGGUCCACCCUUGAGGCGGCCCAACACGCCCAGGAAUCACCAGAUGCAGACGCGCAGUAGGACCCCUCAGAGAGUCCCGGGCAGACCCCCAGAUGAGGCUCCUUCAUACAGCGGAGGACACGACCGGGCUCAGGACAGACCUCAACAUCAGAAGCAGCAUCAGACCAGACCAGGUGAAGCCUGCAGUCCGUACAGACAAGGACAGUACCUGAAGAAACGUCGACUGGACACCUGAGAUUUCGUGUUGCUGUUCCACAACUUCUUCAGUGCUUUAUGGAACCGAUUUUUUACUUUAGUUUUUAUAUUUAUUUUGGUGUUUACAUUGAUUAAGUUUAUUUUGAAGUUAAUUGCUGCUAUUUCUGAUUAUUACAGAACCAUUAUGUCUGGAUUUGUAUAAAAUAAAACAUA
Plectropomus leopardus (leopard coralgrouper) is the source of this 1608-nucleotide messenger RNA. RefSeq names its product RAD52 homolog, DNA repair protein (gene rad52). Gene Ontology annotation, cellular component: nucleus. The record is from RefSeq and is a predicted model, not a curated record. NCBI's taxonomy places the organism in Eukaryota, Metazoa, Chordata, Actinopteri, Perciformes, Serranidae. Gene Ontology annotation, biological process: double-strand break repair via homologous recombination; DNA recombinase assembly; mitotic recombination.